Heterobilharzia americana is the source of this 1590-nucleotide messenger RNA. The record is from the annotation of a GenBank genome assembly. Lineage: Eukaryota; Metazoa; Platyhelminthes; Trematoda; Strigeidida; Schistosomatidae.
AUGGAUAUAAAAUCUGGUGAUGAUUUAAUUGGAGUAGAUUUUGAUGUAGACAUUCCUAUUGAACGAAAUGUGAAGAAGCGGACAAAAUUCUCAGAGGCUAAGAAGUAUAGAUCGACUCAUUCUAUUAAAAUCUCUGUGAUCAAUAAACGGAGCAAAAUACCUAAGCCUGUCAAGUCAUUUCGAAGCCCGUCGUGUCAUUUCAAUGAUGUCAUUCUGCAUAAUCUCUCCGAUUUGGCGUAUAAAACUCCAACACCAAUACAAGCUCAGGGCAUCCCUAUUAUGAUGCAGCAUCGCAACUUGUUAGCUUGCGCACCAACGGGUUCUGGAAAAACCGCUGCUUAUCUGCUUCCAGUACUUAACCAACUAUUGAGUACCAAACUUCAUGAAAGUUCCAAGUCGAAGGCUGUAUUAGAUGAGGAAGUGGUAUCAGAUCACAAGAUAUUUCCGUUUGCCGUUGUCUUGGCUCCUACUCAAGAGUUGAUGCAUCAGAUUCGUUCGGAAGCACUUCGAUUAUGUCGUGAGGUUCAAAGCGACUACUAUAUAGCAACUUUAAGCAGGAAACACUACUCCAUACGCUGCAAAAAGAGCUCAAAUAUAACCACUAGGGAUGGUGAUGUAGCGCAAGGCUCAAAGAAUCUUCGUGAACUGAAAUUACCAGCCAACACGAAAAUCCUGAUCUCUACUCCUAGUCGACUAAGUACUUUAUUGUCCCUUCCAUACGAACAAUGUCCUUUCGAUUUCUCCAGACUCUCCUGGCUUGUAGUAGAUGAAUGCGAUAAAAUGCUGGAAGUAAAUUUGAACGAUAUAUCUCAUUCUAACUCUGAACAUGUUAACAAAGGGAAGUACCGACCUCGUGGAUUUCAUGAUCAACUAGCUCCUGUUUUUAAAGCUAUUCAGAAGCCAACUGCCUAUCCUCCUAAAAUUGACAAUUCAGAGCCUGAGUUAAUCCAGUUGCGAGUGGGUGUCCGAAAUGCUGCUGUUUCUACUGUCAAACAAGAGUUACGCUAUUGUGCUACAGAACAAGGAAAACUUCUGGAAAUGCAUUAUCUACUCGCCAGUGGGUUAGCUUAUCCGUGUCUUAUUUUUAUGCAGUCUCGAGAAAGAGCCCGCGAAAUUCUUAAGGAAAUCCUAUUGUCUGAUGUAGAUAUUCUGGCGAAUGUGAUUUCAAGUGAUAAAACGGAAGCCCAACGUGCCAAUAUAGUCCGUGCUUUUCGUGAAGGACAACUUCAUGUUCUCAUUUGUACUGAUUUAUUGGGGCGAGGGAUCGACUUUAAGGGUGUCAGCAUGGUAGUCAAUUACGACGUCACUCCAUCAAAACAAGAAUAUAUACAUCGCAUUGGUCGAACUGGGAGAGCCGUCGUCAUGGACGGGCUAUUACUCUUUGGACUGAUUCUGAUCUGCCACAUAUGGAUGUCGUCGACGUGGCGAAGACGUCUUGCUGCUAAAAUCCUCAAAAACUCUAGCAAGGAAAACGUAACCGAAACUACUAAUAUUCAAGACAAGAGUAUGUGGUUAAGACCAUGGAAUCCCCACAGAGGUCGUAUAAGUGAUGUACCUGGAGCCCUGAGUAAAAAACAGAAAACUGAAUAA